Messenger RNA from Rhinopithecus roxellana (golden snub-nosed monkey), 2491 nucleotides. RefSeq names its product Rh family B glycoprotein (gene RHBG). Gene Ontology annotation, biological process: ammonium homeostasis; ammonium transmembrane transport. The transcript is spliced from 10 exons. Gene Ontology annotation, cellular component: plasma membrane. Gene Ontology annotation, molecular function: ammonium channel activity. The record is from RefSeq and is a predicted model, not a curated record. NCBI's taxonomy places the organism in Eukaryota, Metazoa, Chordata, Mammalia, Primates, Cercopithecidae. Bases 1 to 1377 code for a protein of 458 amino acids.
AUGGCCGGGUCUCCCAGCCGUGCCGCGGGCCGGCGACUGCAGCUUCCCCUGCUGUGCCUCUUCCUCCAGGGCGCCACUGCCGUUCUCUUUGCUGUCUUUGUCCGCUACAACCACAAAACCGACGCUGCCCUCUGGCACCGGGGCAACCACAGUAACGCGGACAAUGAAUUUUACUUUCGCUACCCAAGCUUCCAGGAUGUGCAUGCCAUGGUCUUCGUGGGCUUUGGCUUCCUCAUGGUCUUCCUGCAGCGUUACGGCUUCAGCAGCGUGGGCUUCACCUUCCUCCUGGCCGCCUUUGCCCUGCAGUGGUCCACACUGGUCCAGGGUUUUCUCCACUCCUUCCACAGUGGCCACAUCCAUGUUGGUGUGGAGAGCAUGAUCAACGCUGACUUUUGUGUGGGGGCCGUGCUCAUCUCCUCUGGUGCCCUCCUGGGCAAGACCGGGCCUGCACAGCUGCUGCUCAUGGCCCUGCUGGAAGUGGUGCUGUUUGGCAUCAAUGAGUUUGUGCUCCUUCAUCUCCUGGGGGUGAGAGAUGCCGGAGGCUCCAUGACUAUCCACACCUUUGGUGCCUACUUUGGGCUGGUCCUUUCGCGGGUUCUGUACAGGCCCCAGCUGGAGAAGAGCAAGCACCGCCAGGGCUCCGUCUACCAUUCAGACCUCUUCGCCAUGAUUGGGACCAUCUUCCUGUGGAUCUUCUGGCCUAGCUUCAACUCUGCACUCACAGCACUGGGGACUGGGCAGCAUCGGACGGCCCUCAACACAUACUACUCCCUGGCUGCCAGCACCCUCAGCACCUUUGCCUUGUCAGCCCUUGUGGGGGAAGACGGGAGGCUUGACAUGGUUCACAUCCAAAAUGCAGCGCUGGCCGGAGGGGUUGUGGUGGGGACCUCGAGUGAGAUGAUGCUGACACCCUUUGGGGCUCUGGCAGCUGGCUUCUUGGCUGGGACUGUCUCCACGCUGGGGUACAAGUUCUUUACGCCCAUCCUUGAAUCAAAAUUCAAAGUCCAAGACACAUCUGGAGUCCACAACCUCCAUGGGAUGCCAGGGGUCCUGGGGGCCCUCCUGGGGGUCCUUGUGGCUGGGCUUGCCACCCAUGAAGCUUAUGGAGAUGGCCUGGAGCGUGUGUUUCCACUCAUAGCUGAGAGCCAGCGCAGUGCCACGUCACAGGCCAUGUACCAGCUCUUCGGGCUGUUUGUCACACUGAUGUUUGCCUCUGUGGGUGGGGGCCUCGGAGGGCUCCUGCUGAAGCUACCCUUUCUGGACUCCCCCCUAGACUCCCAGUGCUACGAGGACCAAGUUCACUGGCAGGUGCCUGGCGAGCAUGAAGAUGAAGCCCAGAGACCUCUGAGGGUGGAGGAGGCAGACACUCAGGCCUAACCCACUGCUGGCUCCUGAGAGGACAUGCUCCUUUUCAAAGAUGUUGACUGGCUGCUACUGGGAAGUUCUUUUUGAGCCCCCAUUCCUCCGGCUGCAAGAAGGGAGCCAUGAGCCAGAAGGAGGCCCCUUUCCACAGGCAGCAUCUCCACAGGGAGAGGGGCAGCAGGAGGCUGGGAGAUGGUGGGGAGUGGGGCCAUAACUGGGUACGGUAGGGGAAACUCACCAGCUACCUGAACCGACUGCCCUACCAGCCUGCACUUGGGUAGAAGAGGCCAAAGUGAGGCACCCAAGUGAUCCACUGGCCCCAUGUCACACAGUUACAGUGAAGCCUGAGCCAGGCCUGGUUUGAGGGUGAUGAAUGCCACCAUCUCUAAGGUUCUGACUCCUUGUCUUUGUGCCCUGGGAACAUAAGAAGUUCCUCUUACCUUCUAACUGACAAUGGUAGAACCUCCUGGAGGUUCCUGGAGAGGCAGGACAGGGCUUUAGUGCUGACAAAUGCCUGAUUCCUGAUCUGUGGAAGUCCCUCUCCAGUGCCAUGUCCUACCAGGCCAGUGCCCCGCCUAGGCUUGCCUGUCUCCAGGCACAGGGAGUUCAUUCUCUCCCAGAAAACAGGAUUUUUUUUUUGUUAUAGGAUGUCUUAGGCUGUGGGAGAGAGUUCUUCCUGUUCCAGAACUGCUGUUACUCUGACUUUCAACUCGGGCAGCCUCUGAGCAGUGAAGGAAGAGGGUACCCACAGAGCCCAAAGGGCCACCAAUAAGCUAGAAGCAGCCAGCACCUAGUUGCCACUUAUGUCCCUGUCCUGAGACUGAGGAGUGGGGAAUAGCAAGGGUAUCAUUGUGUGGAUUAGGGCUGUGGCAGAGAAGGUUGAAGACACCACCCGAUGCCCACUCAAGGGCCUCUGUUGUCCUGAAGUCAUUUGACCACCAGAGGGCGCUCCAAAUCCAGAAGAGGAAGAUGCCGCCUUUAUGCCCCUCCUUGGUCCUCUAUGAAGAAUGAAACUCCUUCCUACAGCCUAACCCCCUUCCUGUCUGCUUCAUCUCUGGUCCUCAUGCAUUCAUGCCACGAGCCUUUUUUGAGUUCCUAUCCCCCCACUACAUGUCAGGCAGAUGCCAGG